Periophthalmus magnuspinnatus is the source of this 3021-nucleotide messenger RNA. Its product is annotated as cytosolic phospholipase A2 zeta-like. Gene Ontology annotation, molecular function: calcium ion binding; calcium-dependent phospholipid binding. NCBI's taxonomy places the organism in Eukaryota, Metazoa, Chordata, Actinopteri, Gobiiformes, Gobiidae. The record is from RefSeq and is a predicted model, not a curated record. The transcript is spliced from 22 exons. Bases 181 to 2664 code for a protein of 827 amino acids. Gene Ontology annotation, biological process: glycerophospholipid catabolic process. Gene Ontology annotation, cellular component: cytosol.
UGCAGCAAGAGAGACCAGGUUUAGACCAGGAGUAGUCCAGACCAGGACACAGACAAGAUUUAGACCAGGUUUAGACCAGGAGUAGUCCAGACCAGGACACAGACAAGAUUUAGACCAGGUUUAGACCAAGUCCUGAUUCUUGAGACUAAACCUCAACCACAUUUGCUUUCCUGCAGAGACAUGGCGCUCAGUUUCCUCCCUGGGAGCCCCCGCCCGACUUUUCCUCUGGAAGUUAAAGCUGCACAAUGGAAUGUUUCUGAGGGAAGGAUGACACAUUCUUGCCCGGGAUGUUUCACGGUGGAGUCUGUGUCAUACUGGAACCUGAACGUCACAGUGCUCCGAGCAAAGACCCAGAACAGCCAAGACUACUGGUCUGAGUCGGACCUGUACGUGGCUCUGACGUUACCGACGGCAACAGCCACGACUCGCCGAACCACAACCAUCAACAACAAGAACAACCCUGAGUGGAACGAAGGAUUCAGCUUUAGAGUUCCCACCAAGACCAAGAACAUUCUGGAGAUCCGUCUGUAUGAUGAGGACCUGUUGUCUGGAGAUGACCUGCUGUCCACAGUCCUGCUUGACCUGGAGACUCUGGAGAUGGACUCGAGGGUCCGCAGAUCCUUCAGCCUGGACCCAGAGACCAAAGACGUUCUGGAGCUGGAGUUUGAGCUGACGAGCAGUGAAGAUGAGACUCAGGAGUACCUGUCCAACGGGAUCCUGAUGGCGGCUCCUCUGUCUGUGCUGAACAUCAGUGUCCAAAAGAUCCAGCACGCUCACUACCUGUCCUGCUGUCGGAUGCUGACCCUGUGUGGAGCCUAUGAGAAGAACCAGCCUUUGGACCCUGAGAAACACGACCUACUGUUCCACAUGAACCGAGAGCUGGAGACGGAGCUCGGAGUCACUGAGAUGAAGGUGAGCGUAGAGCCUGAAGUGGAGCAGAUGCAGGAAGUGCUUAUGUCGUCUGUUCCUCUGAAGCCCAUCUCCUCUCGGCACUUGUCAAAUGUCUCGCUCACUGUGGACAAGGACACUGUGGAUCUGCACCUGGAGUUAAAGGAAAGGGGUAAGGAGGAUCUGGGUGUGCGUCUGUCUCAGGACAUCCCCUCUCAAGAGAAGGUGUUCCUGCAGAAGAGGAGGAGGAUCGUGGCUCAGGCUCUUCAGGCUCUGCUCGGGCUGGAGUCUCCGCCCUCAGAGGACCAGGUGCCGACCAUUGCCGUGGUGGUGUCGGGGGGCGGGGCCAGAGCCUGCACUGGGCUUCUGGGCUCUCUGAAAGGUCUGAAGGAGAUGGGAGUUCUGGACGCGGUCACUUACAUCACCACACUGUCUGGGUCCACAUGGGCAAUGUCGGCUUUGUGCCAGCACGAGAACUGGUCCCAAAACCUGGAGAGCAUCAUAUCAGAGACCAGGAAGCAGAUGACCAAGACAACCUGGAGUGCCUUUACUUUGGAGAAGAUGCAGUACUACUACACUGAGAUGGAGAAGAAGGAGAAACAGGGCCACUUAGUGUCCUACAUUGACAUGGCAGGACUCAUCGCAGAGCACUUUGUGUUCGGACAGAAAAACACCAGUACUCUGUCUGAUCAGAAGAAGACGGUGACGAAUGGUCAGAACCCUCUCCCCAUUUACACUGCAGUCAAUGUGAAGGAGGCGAUUAACGGGAACCUGCCUGAGGCCGAGUGGGUGGAGUUCACGCCAUUCGAGGUGGGUCUGCAGAAAUAUGGAGCCUUUAUCAGAGCAGAAAACUUCGACUCAGAGUUUUUCCUUGGACAUUUGAUCAAGAAGCUUCCGGAGCUCAGACUUCCAUUUCUCAUCGGCAUCUGGAGCAGCGCCUUCUCUGUCAACUUCACCUCUCUGUGGAAAGCAGUGACCGGUAGCGACCCCCAGUGGACCCCAAAGGACACCGAGGUGGAGGACAUUGAGACAGACAAUGUGCACUCCACUCUGGACACCGUCCUCCUCAGCCCUGAGCAAAGCUUCACUGCUGCAUUCGCCAGAUUCUUUAAAAACCGACCAAUCAUCAACCAGACUUUCAACUUCACCAGAGGACUGUCCCUGCACCAGAAAUACAGCGACAACAGCAACUUCCUUUCAUGGAAAGACUCUCACCCGGAUGCUUUCCCAAACCAGCUGACCCCGUCUGACCCCACCCUUCAUCUCAUUGACUCGGGACACUCCAUAAACAUCGGCUGUCCUCCUGUGCUUCGUCCCGAGAGACACGCCGACGUUAUUAUAAUUCUCAGCUACUCCUGGGAUCCUCAGAACAUCUUUAAAGUGAUGGAGAAGACAUGUGAGUUCUGUGAGGAGCACAAAGUGCCCUUUCCCUCUCCAGACUUCACAGAGCUCAGACAGCAGCCACAGAGAGAGGUGUAUGUGUAUGAGGACCCAGAGACGCCCGCCGCCCCCAUCGUCCUGCACCUGCCCCUGGUCAACAUCUCCUUCAGGGAUCAAAAGGCCCCAGGUGUGAAGCGUGAGACGGAGGAGGAGCUUGCGGCAGGUCGUGUGGACGUGAGCUCCUCGGCAUCUCCGUACACCACAAAAAACAUGACAUACUCUGAGGACGAUUACGACUCUCUGAUCGAACUCACACGCUACAACGCCCUCCACAGCAGAGAUGCCAUUUUGUCUGCCAUCUCCAAAGCUCUGACCCGUCUGACCUCUGACCCCUGAACACCUCUGCCCUCUCGAAAGCCCUGAGUCGUCUGACCUCUGACCCACCUCUGCCCUCUCCAAAGGUCUGAGCCGUCUGACCUUUAACCCACCUCUGACUCCUGGCCCCUCUGCUCUCUCCAAAGAUUUGACCCCCGAUCCCACUGCCCUCUUUAAAGCUCUGACCUGUGAUCCCUGGCCUUUGUAUUUUCUAUGUACAGAGGAUUUCGGUCUGAUCACACUUCCUCCUCUGCAUCUCAGGCCAAACUCAAAGCCGUCCAGUCAGGUUUAUACAGUGAGGCAAAUAAGUAUUUGAACACCCUGUGAUUUUGCAAGUUCUCCCACUUAGAAAUCAUGGAGGGGUCUGAAAUGUUCAUC